CAGGGUUAUUCCUGACAGGCGCUGCGCUGUCUGUGUGACGUACGGCAAUGUAAGGAUAGCGUGUGUGCGCUGUUAGCUUAGAGCUCAUGUCAGGCUUUGCCAUGGGGGAGAGUGUGGAGAGCAGCAGCCGGGGGCGGACUCGCGGUUACCUGGACAGCCUGGCAGUGGUGAAGCAGGGGGCAGAGGCUCGGGUGUACAGGGGGCAGUUUCUGGGCAGGGCGGCCGUGGUUAAGGAGAGGUUCCCUAAGACAUACAGACACCCAGCCCUGGAUGAGAAGCUGACCCACAGGCGGACAGCACAGGAGGUGCGCUCUAUACUGAGGUGCAGGAAGGCAGGUGAGCUGGGCUUCAUGAUAAACCAUAACCGCCUGACAGGGCACCCAUUAACCCCUGUCUCAGGGUACAGUAUAUACAGGGCUCUCAUUAACCCCUGUCUCAGGGUACAGUAUACACAUGGCUCCCAUUAACCCCAAUCUCAGGGUACAGUAUACACAUGGCUCCCAUUAACCCCCUGUCUCAGGGUACAGUAUACACAUGGCUCCCAUUAACCCCCUGUCUCAGGGUACAGUAUACACAUGGCUCCCAUUAACCCCCUGUCUCGGGGUACAGUAUACACAUGGCUCCCAUUAACCCCCUGUCUCGGGGUACAGUAUACCCAUGGCUCCCAUUAACCCCUAUCUCAGGGUACAGUAUACCCAUGGCUCCCAUUAACCCCUGUCUCAGGGUACAGUAUACACACGGCUCCCAUUAACCCCUGUCUCAGGGUACAGUAUACACAGGGCUCCCAUUAACCCCUAUCUCAGGGUACAGUAUACCCAUGGCUCCCAUUAACCCCUGUCUCGGGGUACAGUAUACACAGGGCUCCCAUUAACCCCUGUCUCGGGGUACAGUAUACACACGGCUCCCAUUAACCCCUGUCUCAGGGUACAGUAUACACACGGCUCCCAUUAACCCCUGUCUCAGGGUACAGUAUACACACGGCUCCCAUUAACCCCUGUCUCAGGGUACAGUAUACACACGGCUCCCAUUAACCCCUGUCUCAGGGUACAGUAUACACACGGCUCCCAUUAACCCCUGUCUCAGGGUACAGUAUACACACGGCUCCCAUUAACCCCUGUCUCAGGGUACAGUAUACACACGGCUCCCAUUAACCCCUGUCUCAGGGUACAGUAUACACACGGCUCCCAUUAACCCCUGUCUCAGGGUACAGUAUACACACGGCUCCCAUUAACCCCUGUCUCAGGGUACAGUAUACACACGGCUCCCAUUAACCCCUGUCUCAGGGUACAGUAUACACACGGCUCCCAUUAACCCCUGUCUCAGGGUACAGUAUACACACGGCUCCCAUUAACCCCUGUCUCAGGGUACAGUAUACACACGGCUCCCAUUAACCCCUGUCUCAGGGUACAGUAUACACACGGCUCCCAUUAACCCCUGUCUCAGGGUACAGUAUACACACGGCUCCCAUUAACCCCUGUCUCAGGGUACAGUAUACACACGGCUCCCAUUAACCCCUGUCUCAGGGUACAGUAUACACACGGCUCCCCUUAACCCCUGUCUCAGGGUACAGUAUACACACGGCUCCCCUUAACCCCUGUCUCAGGGUACAGUAUACACAGGGCUCCCAUUAACCCCUGUCUCAGGGUACAGUAUACACAGGGCUCCCAUUAACCCCUGUCUCAGGGUACAGUAUACACAUGGCUCCCAUUAAUCCCUGUCUCAGGGUACAGUAUACACAUGGCUCCCAUUAACCCCUGUCUCAGGAUACAGUAUACACACGGCUCCCAUUAACCCCUGUCUCAGGGUACAGUAUACACACGGCUCCCAUUAACCCCUGUCUCAGGGUACAGUAUACACAGGGCUCCCAUUAACCCCUGUCUCAGGGUACAGUAUACACACGGUUCCCAUUAACCCCUGUCUCAGGGUACAGAGUACACAUGGCUCCCAUUAACCCCUGUCUUAGGGUACAGUAUACACAGAGAUUGACAGUGUACUAUAAUCCCAUGGUUACAAUUUAACAAGAGGGCUUAAAGGUACAUUAUAGGCACCCACACCACUUCAGCUCAUUGAAGCAGUCUAGGUGCAGUGUCCCAGGACCCUUAACCCUGCAAUGGUAAUUAUUGCAGUUAUUGAGAAACUGCAAUAAUUACUAUAUUUGGUUAACGCCACCUCUACCAGACAGCCACUAGAGGGACUUUUGGUUGCCUAACUGACGCUGGACAUCCUCACGCUACGCACGAGGACAUCCAGCGUCACCCAAAACCUCAUAGGAAAGCAUUAUACAGUGCUUUCCUGUGGGGGAAAUAUUAAUGCGAGUGCGGCCAUCACCAAAAGUGUGCUUCAGGUCAGCCAGCAGGGGAGAAUCGGAGGCAGAGCCUCAACUAGCUCAUAUGGACAUUGGCGCCGGAAUCAAGUAAGUUGCAGAAGUGGGGGGGAGGGGGGAUUUAACCCCUUCUGCACCACAAGGAGGGAGGGACCGCAAUGGAGGUGUGCACUAUAGGGAAUUAUAGUGCCAGCAAAACAACUUUGUUUUCCUGGCACUACAGUUUCCCUUUAAAUGGUUUCUUCAAUCCUUUAUUAUUUAAGAUAGAAUAUUGCACUAGAACAUUAUUCUAUCAGCCACCACAAAAACACUCAAAGAGCAUUUUUAAAAGAAGAGUUACUUGCCUUAAAGGGACACUAUAGUCACCCAGACCACUUCAUCUCAUUAAAGUGGUCUGUGUGCAGUGUCCCUGUCCACCUUAGUCCCACAAUGUAAUUAUUGCAGUGCAGUUUCUCAAAAACUGCAAUGGUUUACAUUGCAUGACUAAGACUUCCUCUAGUGGCUGUCAAUCAGACAGCUGCUAGUAGCCCUUCCUGGUUGCUGAUGGACUUUCUCCUGCCCUGAUGACGUAAGAGGCGUCAGAGAGCCCACCCAGUGCUGAGCGACAUCGAAUCUAAGUGACUAAAGUUUUUUUUUAACCCAUUAGUUGCCAGAGGGGGCACCAGAGGCCUCUAUAGUGUUAAGAAUACUGAUUUGUUUAAGCAGAAACCAUGCACAUCCAUACUGCUACCACCAUGACCAUGUUCAAAAAGCAGAAGUGGUCAUGGUGGUCGGAAUAACCCUUUAAUGACCAUUGCAUUGCAUGUUGGCUUUCUUUAAUCACAUUGUAGCACUAUAACGAUUGAACACCUUGUCAGUGGGCAUAUCUCCCAAAAAUGGAUUGUCGCAGAGAACGGCUCUGUAAAUUAUUGCUUCUAAGGAUGAAGAUAAUAAAUUACAGGUUAUUUAAAGUCUACCUGUGGUAGAACAAGCUACUUUGUUUUAGAAAAUAGAGGUGGAAAUUAAAAAAAAAAUAAAAAAAAGUAAUUUUUUUUUUCUUUUACAUAAUUUGCGUAUGGUGCACUUUCAUAUGAACAAGUAGAUAUAUGACCAACUUAUCUCAUUUUUUUUUUUUUUUUAUUAAGGCAUUUCCGCUCCUGUGGUCUAUUUUGUUGACUAUGUUUCCAACUGCAUUUACCUUGAAGAUAUUGAGCAAUCCACCACGGUCCGUGACUAUAUCAUGAGUACGCAGCAGACCGAAAAAGCCGACGGCAAACUGUCUGAUUUGGCAGAGAAGAUAGGCCAGUUAUUGGCACGAAUGCAUGAUGAAGAUGUAAUUCAUGGAGAUCUUACGACCUCAAACAUGCUCUUACGCUCCCCGUUUGAUGAACUGAACCUAGUGAUGAUUGAUUUUGGUCUGAGUUUUAUCUCCGCACUUCCAGAGGACAAAGGAGUUGACCUGUAUGUUCUUGAAAAAGCAUUUCUCAGCACUCAUCCCAAUACUGAAAACAUUUUCAAGGCUUUGCUCAAAAGUUACACUUCAACAUCUAAGAAAUCAGGCCCAGUGAUUAAAAAACUUGACGAGGUCAGACUUAGAGGGAGAAAAAGAUCUAUGGUGGGAUAGUGGAUCUUUGAUGGAUUGUAUUUGUUUAUAUUAAAUCAGUAACAUGGAAAAAAUACUUUGUUUUAUAAUAAAAAUUUGUAAAACCACA
This is a messenger RNA of Pelobates cultripes (western spadefoot toad), 4014 nucleotides long. Lineage: Eukaryota; Metazoa; Chordata; Amphibia; Anura; Pelobatidae. The record is from the annotation of a GenBank genome assembly.